AUGUCACGAAUGGGUCCCAUUGGUUUAUUGAAAUAUAUUUUUCUCUCCCUCUUUCUCUCUCUGUACCCGACCCCUCGCCGCCCAAACAACCACCACCCACGAGACACACCCACACCUACCCACUUGAUCCACAAGCCUUAUCUCUCUCUCAGACUCAAGAACCCUCUCUUCACCACCAAAGCUUCAAUUGAAAAUGAAGCAAGAGCUCUCGCCUCAACUGCCACUGUUGCAGCAGAGUCCAAGGUCCCUGAACCCGCCGAGCCUGUUUCGGUGAAGAAUGAGAGCUCUGCUGAGGCUAAUGGGUCAGGUGCACCGGUUGAGUAG
Molecule: messenger RNA, 324 nt
Organism: Prunus armeniaca (apricot)
Lineage: Eukaryota; Viridiplantae; Streptophyta; Magnoliopsida; Rosales; Rosaceae
Source: the annotation of a GenBank genome assembly